UCUGAAUUCUCUCGUUUCCCAUAAGAGAAAUUGCCUAAGAAAUGGUGUAUUCUUUGAAAAUCAAAACUUAGGAAAAAAGACCUAUGUAUUUUGGUUUAUUAGUUUUAUCGAUAUUAGGAUGUGGGUCCCAACUGCGUUGGUUUGGCCUUGGGUUGGGGGAGUAGAGUACUCUUGUCUUCUAGAAUGUAUUGUAUGAGUAUCUACAACAACUACCUCAUUUUUGGUUAGAUAUUACACUUGUUCGAUUUGACAGAAAAGAAAAUGCAGAGUUUGCAAGCCAAGGCAUCCCAGUGGAGUGGAGUUGACUCCGCCGAUGCUUUCGCCAUUGACACCACUAAUCUCUUCAACAAAUUAGGCCUCCAGACAUUCAUAAAUCUCUCCACCAAUUUCUACAAUAGGGUAUAUGAUGAUGACGAAGAGUGGUUUCGUAUAAUCUUUGCUAAUUCGAAGAAAGAGGAGGCCAUUCAAAACCAAUAUGAAUUUUUUGUUCAGAGAAUGGGAGGGCCGCCUCUCUACUCUCAGAGAAGAGGGCAUCCUGCUCUAAUUGCUCGUCACCGACCAUUUCCAGUAACUCAUCAAGCUGCAGAGAGGUGGUUGCAUCACAUGCAACUAGCAUUGGACGCUACCUCAGAUAUCGAUGCAGAUUCAAAAGUUAAAAUGAUGAAUUUUUUCAGGCACACAGCGUUCUUCCUUGUAGCUGGAGAUGAGUUGAAGAAGAAUCAAAUCCAGCCAACCCCGUGCAAGUCCGGGAGCAGCAAUCACCAAACAUGAUGAAAUAUCUUCAAUAUUCUCUAGACUUGAGACCAGGGGAGGAAAGUGGCUACGAACUCUAGGGAAACUGUUUAAGAUUGUCCAUAAUGCAUGAACACCUAACUCCUGUUGUCAUUGCUACAUCAUGAAAAGGACACUGCAUUUCAUGUGAUCAUUUGAUCAUGUUCAUUAUAAGUUUAUAACAAGACUUUUCUAUACAGGGACCGGCCCAGAUAUUUCAUUGGAGAUGGAAUUAUUUAUAAUUUUAAGUUUACAUUUUCUUUUAUUUAUACUACUUGUGGCUUUUCUAGGAAAAAUUCAUCUUUGGGUUGUGGAUGGUCAAUGGUUUGCUUGUAAAACACAAGUCUCAUAAAUAAAUUUGUUCAAAACAAUAAAAAGUAUAGUAAAUCUCGCUAAAUGAACGUUGGUACAUUUCUUAUC
Cannabis sativa is the source of this 1191-nucleotide messenger RNA. RefSeq names its product two-on-two hemoglobin-3. Gene Ontology annotation, molecular function: oxygen carrier activity; heme binding; oxygen binding. NCBI's taxonomy places the organism in Eukaryota, Viridiplantae, Streptophyta, Magnoliopsida, Rosales, Cannabaceae. The coding region runs from base 262 to 771 and encodes 169 amino acids. Gene Ontology annotation, biological process: oxygen transport. The transcript has 5 exons. The record is from RefSeq and is a predicted model, not a curated record.